AUGCUUGAAGCAGCUCAAGAGAUAUUUCAUCGAAUAUCUCAAACAUUUGGAAUAGAAUGGGCCCCGAUGAACCUCCCAAUAUCGCGUCGACUGCAGACCCUCGCUGCCACUGGAUGGAUAUGUCUCGUCUUAUUCGGCGAAGCAGUCACCAUUUUUCUAUACAUCAGUCUACUGUACUCUUCGCUCUGGUGGAUGGCGUUGCUGUACGCGGUGUGGAUGUUGCAGGAUAUUGAUACAGCAAACAAAGGCGGUCGUAGGUUCGAGUGGGUGAGAAACUGGGCCUGGUGGCGGUAUUAUCGGGAUUAUUUCCCCAUAAAACUGAUCAAAACUGUCGACUUGGAUCCAUCAAAGAACUAUCUCUUCGCAUGUUUCCCCCACGGCGUGGUCUGUUCCGGGGCUUUUGGAGCGUUCGCAACAAACGCAUUGGACUUCUAUAAAACGUUCCCUGGAAUGACAUGCCAUAUGAUUACAUUAGGAGGUCAUUUCUUGGUCCCGCUAUUCAGAGAUUUCAUUAUGGCUUUGGGUAGUUGCUCUUCGUCUCAAGAGAGUCUCCUGUACCUGCUGGACAGGAGGAGACAUACGGGAAAAUGUGUGACUCUGAUUGUCGGCGGCGCUGCUGAGGCGCUCGAUUCUCAUCCAGGAGAAUACAAAGUGAUCCUUAGUAGAAGAAAGGGAUUCGUACGUGUUGCUAUGAAGUCUGGAGCCCCCUUGGUUCCUGUAUUUUCUUUCGGUGAAACAGAUGUAUUCCGCCCUUUGAAUAACCCACGGGACAGUCUGCUGCGGAAGUUCCAAGAGAAAGUCCGCGAGCUGACAGGCAUUUCACCAAUGUUCCCUAUCGGCCGUGGCAUUUUCCAGUACUCCUAUGGUGUUGUACCAUUCCGAUCUCCAGUCACUACCGUUGUUGGAGUUCCAAUGGAAGUGGAGAGAAACCUUGAUCCUACUGAUGAGGAAGUGGACGCUGUACAUGCGGAAUUUACGAAGCGGCUUGUUGAGCUGUUCGAAACAGAAAAGUCAAAAUACUCAAAGGAUCAUAAGAAUAUGCAUCUAGUUAUUACUUAG
Messenger RNA from Parnassius apollo (apollo), 1059 nucleotides. NCBI's taxonomy places the organism in Eukaryota, Metazoa, Arthropoda, Insecta, Lepidoptera, Papilionidae. The record is from the annotation of a GenBank genome assembly.